AUGAUCACCAUUGUGGAUUCGAAGUUUAUUGAAUUUGCUAUCCCUCAUCCACUGAUCGAAAAGGAAAUUAACUUUACUAUAGAAGACAUAAUAAUUACCGGUGAUUUUGACAACUGGACAGCGAAGGAUUAUCAUCUAAGGCUAGACGACAAAGGUUAUUACAGAGUUCGCAUUCCUGUUGCUGAAUCAAAAAAAGAUACCAUCUUUAAAUUUCAAAUAAACGGAUAUAUUUGGACAACAUUUGAGUUCUUUAAUAUUACUCAUGAUUUCGAGGGUCACACAAAUAAUAUAAUACAAUGUGGUGACUGUAAAAACCUAGAUAAAAAUGGUAAGUUGACGCGUACAAGACUAAACGACUCCAUUCGAUUUAAUGAAGUAACAGACUAUAUGGCAAUCACCAAUUCAGCUAAUUAUAAUAAAAAUAUUAGCAACGGAUUAGAAACGUCUGAGAACUCGGAUGCAUAUAUCAAUAUUUCUUCAACUAGUGAAUUGAGUAGUAUCGAGGAUAUAAAUUUGGAUUUUCAAGAAUAUGAUGAAGAAAAUAUUGACAGUACUUUAGUUUUGGACAAUAACAUUCCACCUUCAAAUAUAAACGUCUUUCCAAAUAACUAUGAGACGUUAUAUUUUAAUACCGAAAAUAAAUUUAACUUUGAUAUGAUAACCAAACGAGUAAGAACAUUAUUUAAAUGA
This is a messenger RNA of Tetrapisispora phaffii CBS 4417, 690 nucleotides long. It is a transcript of the gene ATG45, whose product is annotated as Atg45p. The transcript has a single exon. Bases 1 to 690 code for a protein of 229 amino acids. Lineage: Eukaryota; Fungi; Ascomycota; Saccharomycetes; Saccharomycetales; Saccharomycetaceae. The record is from RefSeq and is a predicted model, not a curated record.